Archocentrus centrarchus (flier cichlid) is the source of this 3871-nucleotide messenger RNA. It is a transcript of the gene trim23, whose product is annotated as tripartite motif containing 23. NCBI's taxonomy places the organism in Eukaryota, Metazoa, Chordata, Actinopteri, Cichliformes, Cichlidae. The record is from RefSeq and is a predicted model, not a curated record. The transcript is spliced from 11 exons. Bases 33 to 1775 code for a protein of 580 amino acids. Gene Ontology annotation, molecular function: GTP binding; GTPase activity; zinc ion binding.
ACCUGCUCGGGUCUCUGCGCUGUCGUCCUAGAAUGGCCGCUGCUGCUGCAGGGAUAAACAAGCAGGGCACCGUAGCGACGAUGGAGCCCUGUAUCCGACACGGGAGAGGAGCUAAUGGAAGCACGGUUAAGGUGCUGGAGUGUGGUGUGUGUGAGGAUGUCUUCUCUCUCCAAGGGGACAAGGUCCCUCGUCUUUUGCUCUGCGGCCACACAGUGUGCCACGAUUGUCUUACCCGGUUGCCCCUGCAUGGCAGAGCGGUCCGCUGUCCCUUCGACAGGCAGGUCACUGAACUGGGGGAUUCUGGAGUUUGGGGUCUGAAGAAGAACUUUGCUCUGCUCGAACUCUUGGAGAGACUCCAGAAUGGAGCGACCAACCAGUCAGGAAUGGCAGAGGACGCCCUGAAAGGCAUGGGAGAAUGUAUAAUUCGCUGUGAUGAGGAUGAGAGCCACACAGCCUCCAUGUACUGUACCGUGUGUGCCACCCACCUGUGUGGUGAGUGCUCUCAGCUCACCCACUCCACUCGCACACUGGCCAAACACCGGCGGGUGCCGCUGGCUGAUAAGCCUCAUGAGAAGACCCUCUGCCCGCAGCAUCAGGUCCACGCCAUCGAGUUUGUCUGCCUGGAGGAAGCUUGUCAGUCCGGGCCCCUCAUGUGCUGUGUGUGUAAGGAGUACGGAAAGCAUCAGGGCCAUAAGCAUGCUGUUCUUGAAACUGAAGCCAAUCAGAUUCGUGCAUCCAUUCUGGACAUGGCCCACUGUAUCCGAACCUUCACAGACGAGGUGUCCGAGUACUCAAGGAAGCUGGUGGGCAUCGUGCAGCAAAUAGAAGGCGGCGAGCAGAUAGUUGAGGAUGGAGUAGGCAUGGCACACACUGAACAUGUCCCCGGCACAGCAGAGAGCGCUCGCUCCUGCGUCCGAGCUUACUUUGCAGAUCUUCACGAGACCCUGUGCCGGCAGGAGGAGAUGGCACUGAGCGUGGUGGAUGCUCACGUCAGGGAGAGGCUCAUUUGGCUGAGGCAGCAGCAGGAGGACAUGACCAUCCUGCUGUCUCAAGUGUCCACCGCCUGCCUGCACUGUGAGAAAACACUUCAGCAGGACGACUGCAGAGUUGUGCUGGCAAAGCAGGAGAUUAACUGUUUGCUGGAGACACUUCAGAAGCAGCAGCACCAGUUCACUGAGCUGGCAGAUCACAUUCAGCUGGAUGCUGGCAUCCCCGUCACCUUCACUAAGGACAACCGGGUCCACAUUGGUCCAAAGAUGGAGAUUCGUGUAGUGACUCUGGGGCUCGAUGGAGCUGGAAAAACCACCAUCCUCUUCAAGCUGAAACAAGAUGAGUUCAUGCAGCCCAUCCCAACCAUUGGUUUCAAUGUGGAGACAGUUGAAUAUAAGAACUUAAAAUUCACCAUCUGGGAUGUAGGUGGAAAGCAUAAGCUCAGACCCCUCUGGAAACACUAUUAUCUAAACACUCAAGCGGUGGUGUUUGUGAUUGACAGCUGCCACAGGGACAGACUCAUGGAGGCCCACAGUGAGCUGGCCAAACUGCUGACAGAGAAGGAGCUGCGGGAUGCCUUGCUGCUCAUCUUUGCAAAUAAGCAGGACGUUCCCGGCGCUGUGUCUGUGGAGGAGAUGACAGAGCUGUUGAGUCUGCACAAGCUGUGCUGUGGGAGGAGCUGGCACAUUCAGGGCUGUGACGCCCGUAGUGGGAUGGGCCUCCACGAGGGGCUGGAUUGGCUUUCCAGACAGCUGGUAGCUGCCGGCGUCCUGGACGUCGCCUAAAUGUCGCCUCCCUGCACGUGUGAACUCUUUCCCCCCACCCACCCCCCCCCCUCACCCUCUGAACCUGGUUCAUCAGUUCUCCAAAAACCUUCUACUACGAGCUUCAUGACAAGGCUGCAGCUUUAAAUACGACCUCUCCACCUUUCCGUCUUUGAGCACCGUUAUCGGCAAAGAAAGCAAAGACGUUAAUACUUUCUGUAGCUUCACAACGUGGGAACUGCAGAGGUGCUUCUAAGCCUGUCCUUCCUGCCACUCCCAACCUCUGGCAAAUAAACUCACUGGGCCUAAAACCAGAGUUGAGACUGCAUACACCCAUCCUGGUUCAUGCCUAAUACACUCUUAACACAUUGCUUUAAUUCAGUUUCUUUAUUGUGUAGGUGAUGAGGUGUUUAUCUGGCAUCUAUAGCUUUUUAACUUAGGUCCAGUUAAAUGUUACAAAUGCUCUUUAUGCCCUGACAAAGUGAACUGUAUCUAACUUUUCUACCCCACGUGUUACUCAUCAUAACCACCCCCCCAUCCGUGACCUUGAACUGGACUCGAGUGGUCCACGUUGUGAUGACAGUAUCAUUUAUGUCCCUUUUUAUUAGUUCCAUAAGCUUCAGAUAGUCCAGAUAGAUAACUAUAGUGAUCUUUCAGUUUAUUCCAGUACACUUGCAGGUUAAGUGAGAUGGAACAGAAACAUUAGCUAUGGUUUAAAGGGGACCUAUUAUGCCCACUUCCAGCUCCAUGGUUUUAUUCUUGGAUUUGUUUAGAGUAGCUUUGCAUGAUUCCCAGUUCAGAAUGCAGCUUACUGAUCUUUAUACCCCGGUGACAGCCGUCGUGAAGCAUUUAUUCGGGCAGUUGUUUUAAAGCAUUAUUUAAAUUAAUUUUAAUCAAACAGGUCAGCGGAACAUAAACGCUACACAUAUAGAAUCAUCGGUCAACGCGGAUACAAAUGUUUAAAGUUUGGUGACCCAGAGUAAGUUUUCAAAAACUUUUUUUUUUUUUUUUUCUCCCCCCCCUGGAAGUUGUCCACUACAUCUACUGUUCCUCCCAGAGUUCAAUUCAGGAUUCUUUGGGUGCCACAUGUAACACUUCUGGUUUGGUGCAGCUCCACAUUUUUGUCCGAAGCGAGCUGUUUUGCUCCUCUCCGUGUAGGUCAACUGCUGAUCGACGGCCUUCUGUGUUCACAGCCUGUAUGACCAUAUUAGGUAUAUCCUGUCACACUUAGUGGUAGAGGAUGGAUGGAUGGACUGAUAUCAUAAAGAGCCAACCUUAUUACAUGACACCACUCUGAUGACAUAUAUAUGUAAGGGAAAGCAUAAUAGGUCAACUUUAGUGGCUUCAAGCCGAUGGCCAAAUUUGGCCUUGUCAUCGAACGUAAGCAAUAGCAGCUGAUUUUUCUUCGGGUCUUUGUGUAAUUUUUAAUGUGUGAACCUAUUUAAAAGCCACAGUUGAUGAGGUUUGGUUUGAAUGUAGUGUUUUCUGUUACUAAACAAACUGUUUACCGAGCUCACUGAUGAGCGGGAGAGCAGACUUUACUUUGAUAUGAAGGCGGAGAAAAGAAAAUCAGAGUUUUUAAAUGCACCGAUUCUGCCUCCGUUUUGUGGAGUGUACCGCACGCAGAAUUUGUCGACUACACUUGUUUGCUGCCUCGCUACAGAGUUUUCAUUUGAAAGCAAAUGAACUAUCUGCUGUUUCUUAAAUGGACCGAGUGUUAACCUCAGUCCAAAAAAAAAAAAAGUCUUGUGAAAAUAUUCCUCUUACACAAGUUUUGUCUGGAGUGCUUUUGAGAUGGUCCACCGUUAAUCAGCCUUCAGUGAUUAUAUAAUGUGAAAGUAGUGAAACAUUAAACCUAACACUUACACUUGUCUUGUUAUCGAGGAACCAUCAUUUGAGUUUGAGUUGAUCUUUAUUCAUUGCUAUGUAAUGUUAACUAUUUGUACUUAUGUAUAAAAAUAUUUUAAAAAAAUGCACGUGUGAAAAGCCUUUCCGCAUAGUUUGUGACAUCAUUUCCAGUUUUUGUUUUUUAACGUAGAAGCACAAAGUGCAUUGAAACCUUUGUUACCAGUGGACUUGAUUAUGGCUUUUGUAAAUUAUACACAAUGUUAUGCUCU